Schistosoma turkestanicum is the source of this 210-nucleotide messenger RNA. The record is from the annotation of a GenBank genome assembly. NCBI's taxonomy places the organism in Eukaryota, Metazoa, Platyhelminthes, Trematoda, Strigeidida, Schistosomatidae.
AUGCCCACUAGUAUGUUUCUUUUCGAGGAAAAUAAGUCAAUACAAUUACACUCAAUGUUUGUUUAUAUACGUGCACAUGGUAUCUGUAGUGUAUUUGACAGUAGUAGUGGUGAAAACUAUGAACGAACUACUACUACUACUACUAAUAAUAAUAAUAAUAAUAGUAAUAUUAAUAAUGUAGCUAGAAUUAUUCUUUAUCAUAUCAGAUAA